GAAACCUCCCACAACUUUGCAAGGUGAGAAAAUAGGACUCUUGGAAGCUGGGCACCUUGUUCACGGCCUCAGCCUGGGAAGGGGUAGGAGCAGGACCCAGACCCUGGACCACGGGGCCUUGGAGCCCGAGCAGCCUCCACGCACUCUGCACAUCCGCCCUGGUGGGGCUGGGGCUCCGAUGACUCCACCCUCCGCCAUCCUCUUCCCCAUCUGUCAGCUCUUGUGCCCUGAUGGGGGUAGGACUUCGCUUUGCUGUGAACCUUGACACUUCCUUUUCUGUGUUGGUGGAGACAAUUAUUUAAAAAAUCAAUUCUAGCACAUUAUUUAAAACUUCAAAUAAUACUAAAGCUUAAAAAGCUUUACUUCCUCUCCUGACCCCAACCCCACUCUCCAAACGUAGCCACUAAUAACCGUUCGGCGAACACUUCUUCGGACUUUUCUAUAUGCAGGUGGAAUGGAUAGCAGGGUCUCGAGCACAACCAGUAAUGGAGAGACAAAACCAGUGUGCCCGGGCAUGGAAAAGGCGGAGGAGGCUGGCGGCCUGCAGCGGGGGCACUGGAACAACAAGAUGGAGUUCGUGCUGUCCGUGGCCGGGGAGAUCAUCGGGCUGGGCAACGUCUGGAGGUUUCCCUACCUCUGCUACAAAAACGGGGGAGGUGCCUUUUUCAUCCCCUACCUCAUCUUCCUCUUUACCUGUGGCAUUCCUGUCUUUCUCCUGGAGACAGCACUAGGCCAGUACACCAGCCAGGGGGGCAUCACAGCCUGGAGGAAGAUCUGCCCCAUCUUUGAGGGUAUCGGCUAUGCCUCCCAGACCAUCGUCAUCCUCCUCAACAUCUACUACAUCAUCGUCCUGGCCUGGGCCCUCUUCUACCUCUUCAGCAGCUUCACCAUCGACCUGCCCUGGGGGAGCUGCCGCCACGACUGGAACACAGAGCACUGCGUGGAGUUCCAGCGGGCCAGCAGCUCCGUGAACGUGAGCUCUGAGAACGCCACCUCUCCCGUCAUCGAGUUCUGGGAGAGGCGGGUCCUGAAGAUCUCGGACGGCAUCCAGCACCUGGGGGCCCUGCGCUGGGAGCUGGCCCUCUGCCUCCUGCUUGCCUGGGUCGUCUGCUACUUCUGCAUCUGGAAGGGCGUCAAGUCCACGGGCAAGGUGGUGUACUUCACAGCCACCUUCCCUUACCUCAUGCUGGUGGUCCUGUUGAUUCGAGGGGUGACGCUGCCUGGGGCCGCCCAAGGAAUUCAGUUUUACCUGUACCCAAACCUCACGCGUCUGUGGGACCCCCAGGUGUGGAUGGACGCAGGCACCCAGAUCUUCUUCUCCUUCGCCAUCUGCCUAGGGUGCCUGACGGCCCUGGGCAGCUACAACAAGUACCACAACAACUGCUACAGGGACUGCAUCGCCCUCUGCUUCCUCAACAGCGGCACCAGCUUCGUGGCCGGGUUUGCCAUCUUCUCCAUCCUGGGCUUCAUGUCCCAGGAGCAGGGGGUGCCCAUCUCUGAGGUGGCCGAGUCAGGCCCUGGUCUGGCCUUCAUCGCCUACCCCCGGGCUGUGGUGAUGCUGCCUUUCUCGCCCCUCUGGGCCUGCUGCUUCUUCUUCAUGGUCGUCCUCCUGGGACUGGAUAGCCAGUUCGUGUGCGUGGAAAGCCUGGUGACGGCGCUGGUGGACAUGUACCCCGGUGUAUUCCGCAAGAAGAACCGGAGGGAGGUCCUCAUCCUGGGGGUGUCUGUCACCUCCUUCCUCGUCGGGCUCGUCAUGCUCACAGAGGGCGGUAUGUACGUGUUUCAGCUCUUUGACUACUACGCAGCCAGUGGCACGUGCCUCCUGUUCGUGGCCAUCUUUGAGUCCCUCUGUGUGGCGUGGGCCUACGGUGCCGGGCGCUUCUAUGACAACAUUGAAGACAUGAUUGGGUACAGGCCAUGGCCCCUUAUCAAAUACUGUUGGCUCUUCCUCACACCGGCUGUGUGCACAGCCACCUUCCUGUCCUCCCUGAUCAAGUACACCCCACUGACCUACAACAAGAAGUACCUGUACCCGUGGUGGGGCGAUGCCCUGGGCUGGCUCCUGGCUCUCUCCUCCAUGAUCUGCAUUCCCGCCUGGAGCUGCUACAAACUCAGCACCCUCAAGGGCUCUUUCAGAGAGAGAGUUCGCCAGCUCAUGUGCCCAGCUGAGGACCUGCCCCAGCGGGCCCGAGCGGAACCCUCUGCCCCGGCCACGCCCAGGACGUCGGAACUGGAGUCUCACUGCUAGGGGGCAGGCCCUGGGACGAGGGGCCAGUGAGCCUGGCUGUGGGGACAGUUGCAGAAGGAAGGCACAGAAGCAGCCCUGCUGUGCUUCUCUGCCCCGCACCACCCGGGGUAGACAAGAUAAGAGGGGACAUGCUGGAAUCCACCUCUGAGCUG
Messenger RNA from Lagenorhynchus albirostris (white-beaked dolphin), 2400 nucleotides. RefSeq names its product solute carrier family 6 member 13 (gene SLC6A13). Bases 455 to 2248 code for a protein of 597 amino acids. The transcript is spliced from 16 exons. Gene Ontology annotation, biological process: neurotransmitter transport; sodium ion transmembrane transport. The record is from RefSeq and is a predicted model, not a curated record. Gene Ontology annotation, molecular function: gamma-aminobutyric acid:sodium:chloride symporter activity. Lineage: Eukaryota; Metazoa; Chordata; Mammalia; Artiodactyla; Delphinidae. Gene Ontology annotation, cellular component: plasma membrane.